Messenger RNA from Leguminivora glycinivorella, 1786 nucleotides. Its product is annotated as retinol dehydrogenase 11-like. The record is from RefSeq and is a predicted model, not a curated record. NCBI's taxonomy places the organism in Eukaryota, Metazoa, Arthropoda, Insecta, Lepidoptera, Tortricidae. Bases 49 to 948 code for a protein of 299 amino acids. The transcript has a single exon.
CUGAGCUAAAACGUAUGUUGCUUUAGCCUUGUGUUAAUAACAGGGAAUAUGUGUGAAACUGGUACAAAAUUGGACGGCAAAGUGGCUAUAGUGACCGGUGGAAGCUCAGGAGUAGGUUAUGAAGCAGCCAAGAAUCUCGCUCGACGGGGAGCUAGAGUAAUCAUAGCUAGUCGCAAUGAAACCAAACUAAAACUAGCUAGAGAUAAACUCCAAGAAGAAACCGGAAACAACGACAUUGGAUACAAAACAAUGGAUCUAGGGUCAUUCAAGUCUGUAAGAAAUUUCGUCGCCGAUACUACUAAUACUGAAAAUCGACUUGACAUAUUGAUCAACAACGCUGGUGCUGUAGGCCUACCCGAUGUGCUUACUGAAGAUGGACUUAAUUUAACUAUGCAAGUGAAUUAUUUCGGGACCUUUCUACUCACUUACUUAUUAAUACCAUUUCUACGUAAAUCCCCACCCAGCAGAAUCAUCAAUGGAUCAGCAGGAUCGAUGUACAUCGGAAGUGUUGACUUUGAGCACUGGAAUGACAUCGGGAGGUAUUCUUUCAUAGAAUCGCUAAGCAAUUCUAAGCUUGCUAUCACUUUAUUCAACGUUGAGCUGAGUAAACGUUUAAAUAGUGACGAAGUUACUGCUAAUAGUUAUGACCCUUUCGUAGUGCCAGAUACGGAUGUAUUAAAUCAGAUCCCGAGUGGUAUAAGAGACCUAGCAGAUUUCUUUAUAAGAUUAGUUGGUCAGCCGAAAGAAGAAGUCGGUGCUCAGAUAGCGUAUUUAGCUGCUGCGCCAGAGAUGAAAAAUGUUACUGGCAAACAUUACAAAUUCUGUACGGAUUGGUUCAACCACUGGCUAGCAAGUGACGAUGAACUAAGAAGAAUAUUAUGGGACGUUUCGAAGGAACUUGUUAAAAUUAGUGCGGACGAAGAUUGGGAAACAAAUGCCAUACAUUAAAAGCGAAAAACUAGUGUCACCUAUAAAUUUUAGCUACUAAUUAUCAUGAAGGACCCUCCUGAAUGAUCCUCUCCCCUUCCCUGAAAUAAAUGAGUGUGUAUUAGUUUAACAUUUCAGAAAAUGUAUUUGUCUAAUUAUAAGUAAGUAUACUUAUCAUGUACAUAUGGAGUAAAAGAUACUAGUUUCACUCCAUAUUUUAUAACUCUAAAGAUUAUUUAAUGUCAUUUGCAAUAACUAUGCGUUAAAAUUUUAAAACUGUAGUUGAACUAAGCUGGACACUAGUUUAAGCACCACCACUAUUAAACUGGAAACAAAUAUAAUGUUAAUUAACAUGUCUAUGUUUUUUUUAAUUCUUCAGUAAGCUUCUGCACAUAAUCCUCAUUGUGUCAUAGGUAGAUCACCGGAAAAGUUUAGCGCAUUCUCGUGGUCCCACGGCCCGUUUCGCACAAUACGGUUAUUCAUUGUUAACGGGACAUUAGGAAACUCUUGCGCAUAUGGCAAAUAGAGAGCUGCAUAAUUACUCUUAAGAAAAUAAAGGUUACUGUUCAAAAUGAUUUCAAAACAGAUCUAAAUCGCUCAGUUGCAGCAGUCCUUAUCAAGGGAUGCAAGUAGUGUAAUAGCUGAAGUACUUCAUAUUAAGUAAUAAAUAACAUCAAAUCAUCGCAGUGUUGGUGUAAAAUAUCAAGUUUAGUUUGAUACGUUUUACAAUCCUUCGUAUGUAUAGGUGGAUCGUGGUAGGUAAUAAUUACUUAGUUUUAGUAUUGAUACUUAGUAUUGCUUUUCUGAAAGUGUUGCUUAUUUAGAUUUUAUAUCAGGAACGCGAUUACUUGGACCUACG